AUGUCGGCAUCUGACGACCUCCUCCUGCUUGAUGACUUGACCCAGAUGAAGGGGCACAUCUCGCAGCUCCAGGCCACGUUGAACCAGGUGCUCUCUCGAGCUCCUCCAGUUGCAAAGUACAAGGAAUUGACCAGCAUUUUGGAGUCGUCGGCAAAUCUCCCGCCUCUGUUGGCGCUGUCUCCGCAGAUUGUCGACCGCCUCAAGGCCACCGUGAACACGCCUCAGAUCAAAGUCGCCGUAAGAAUCAAGGAGCUAUGCGAUAAGGGGCUUUUGCCCUUUCUCUUGACGUUGGCGAGGUGCAACUUUAAAUCGGUCAAAGUCGACCGCCAUGUGGGCUACAUUUUGCAUUAUAAACCGCCCAAGGGAGUGGAGCCCUUGGUUGACGACGACUCGAAAAAAAAAGAUGUCCUCAAGGACAUCGAAAUGUAUCCUCCCAGCUUGCCGCCAAUCGAGGACAAUUCUUUGCUCAAGUUGGUUUUGACCGAUAAGAGCUUCAGACAGCCCGCAGACUUCUUGGAACUGCAGUUUCGUGAGGGCCACCAUGACUUCAACAACAAUCAUAACAGGAAGUUGGCCAUAAAAGGUAGAAGUUUACUCGAUUACCUUCUUCUAGAAAUCAUCGACGAGAAGUUUUUACACAAGGCUCAUGAGGACGACGUCUUGUACGUAAGGAACAGACUCACCUCCACCUUCACUUUAGCCAAGUUCGCUUACCUAUACAACCUUACAGACGAAUUGCAACACGUCGUUCUGGAAGAAUUGGCUUUUGAAGACAAGCUUACUAUUUUCAAGAACGUGUUCCUAGCAUACAUCCAGGCAUUGACCUUGCUGAAUUACAGCAUGAAGGAGAUCAAGAGAUGGAUUGAGGCUCUCUAUGAGCCUAUGCUUGUCAAAUUGGCACAGCAGUAUAGUGACGGAGAGAUCUUGAAAAACGUCUACGCUGUGGCAUACAGUGAGUUUCAGUUCUUGUUGACUCGUGUGAGCAGUUACUUUGAUCAUCCCACCAAGAAGAUCCGCUACAGCUUCGACAUUGUGGAGGAAGAUCCUUUCGUUUGCAAACUUACCAUCGAAGGAGAAGAGUACACUACUGGCUCUGGAGCUACCGCUUUGGAUGCCAAACAGAGAGCUGCUUACGAGUUGUUUCAAAGCAAGCGCUUGCGUUACAAGUUCAUGAAGUACUUGUUGGAGAACUUCAAGAAGCCGCAAUCACCUCCUGCCGCCGAGGCACCCCCACCUCCACCUCCUGCCCCUAAGCAGAGCUCGCAAACCGAUGAUGAUGACGACUACGAUCCAGAAGCAUUGAGCCUGAUGAAGGACGAUACGUCCACUUCUUCUCACACUCCAGUUUCUUCUCAAACACCUGCCUCAUCGCAAAAAUCAGAGCCGCCUCAAAGCCACCCUAGAAAGCCAUUGCCUUAUGGGGCCUUGCCGCCAAUUCCCAACAUGAAGAGAAGAACAGCUAACAGAUAA
Molecule: messenger RNA, 1470 nt
Organism: Candidozyma auris
Lineage: Eukaryota; Fungi; Ascomycota; Pichiomycetes; Serinales; Metschnikowiaceae
Gene: CDL1
Product: Cdl1p
Exons: 1
Coding region: 1-1470 (489 amino acids)
Biological process (GO): RNA processing
Molecular function (GO): ribonuclease III activity
Source: RefSeq, a predicted model, not a curated record